ACACAGCAGAGCUUUUGACGUUUCUUUGUUGACACGUGCAGACAUAACCUAACUCUAGUUGUUUUAUAACUUUUUUAAACUUCUCCUGACUGUGAACGCACAAAUUUUAUUAAAAACUGUUUCUUUGGAAAUCCAUGUAAAUCUUUAGUGCAUAAAAAAUGCCUAAAACACGGAAAUUUAUUGAUAAAAAGAAAGCUAUUACCUUUCAACUAGUCCACAGGAGUCAGCAGGAUCCUUUAAUAGCAGAUGAAAAUGCCCCUCAGAGAGUCCUUGUUCCAAUAGCUGAGAAGGAAAAACGUUUGGAGGAACAACACAAAUAUGGGAUUUAUUUCAACGACGACUGUAAUUACUUAGAACAUUUGAAAGACCCGAAAGAUAAUCAAGUAGAAUGGCCAAACCACGUAGAAAAAGCUCUCGACGAGAGAAAGAUCAAAUUUGACCUACCUGCCACAGUUUUCGCCUCAAAACAUGAGGAAAAAGAAGGAAUGUUAAGCAAGGCUGCACCAAUUUCAGGGCCCCAGCUUCAUUUGGAUCCUGACUUAGUUGCUGCAAUGGAUGAAGAUUUUGAUUACUCAGAUCCUGAGAAUCAGUUAGAGGAUAAUUUUAUUGAGUUAGCUGAAGGUGUUGCCUCUGAUCAAGAAUUUGACGAUGAGUUUGAAUUGGAAUCAGAUUUUGGCAGUGAGGAAAGAGAUGAAGUUGGGUCAUUGCCAGACUCUCAAUUGUCUUUCAAUGAAGAAGAAACAAAGUCAAGAUUUACCAAUUAUUCAAUGACAAGUUCUGUAAUUAGGAGGAACGAGCAGCUUACUUUGCUUGAUGACAAAUUUGAACAGAUGUAUGCUGACUACGAUGACAACGAGAUUGGGGCUUUGGACUGUGAAGAAAUUGAAGGCCAUGUACCAGAGAGCUCUGACAUACUUUUACAAUAUGCAGAAGAGUUUGAGCGAAGUCAACAAAAAGAGAAAUUAGAUAAAGAAGUCAUAAAGGCGAAAAUUGAUGAAACUUUGAUUAAAGACUCUGAAAGUGGAGAUGAGAUGGUGUAUAUGGAAGUACCAGAGAGGAAAAAGUGGGAUUGUGAAUCUAUUUUAAGCACCUAUUCUAAUAUCUACAACCACCCGAAAUUGAUCAAGGAACCAUCUAAGGAAAAAAUCCAAAUUAAUAAGAAAACCGGCAUUCCUAUUAAUAUCUUAGGUUCGAAUAAAUUAACACAAAAGGCUUUAGAUAAGCUGAAUCAAGAGAAUGAGUUUAUUGAAAGUAGGGGCCCAAAAUCAACAGGAGUGCAAUCUGUUAUUUCUCAAUUGUCGACUCUCUCUGUGCGGCCAAGGGGCGAAACUCCUGAGGAGAGAAGAGACAGGAAGAAACUUUUGAAGGAUUAUAAAAGAGAGCGUCGAUUGGAGAAAAAAUCCAAUACUAUAGCAUUCAAGGAAGAAGCGAAGAGACAAGUUAAAAUAAACAUUAAUAACCGGAAUAAUAUUCAAGCGAAUAAAAUUUUGUAAUUUUUGUUGUAGUUAUUACUAGAGAUAUUGUUUAAAUAAAGUUUGAAGAAUUGAA
Molecule: messenger RNA, 1548 nt
Organism: Tribolium madens (black flour beetle)
Lineage: Eukaryota; Metazoa; Arthropoda; Insecta; Coleoptera; Tenebrionidae
Gene: LTV1
Product: protein LTV1 homolog
Exons: 5
Coding region: 159-1493 (444 amino acids)
Biological process (GO): ribosomal small subunit biogenesis; ribosomal small subunit export from nucleus
Cellular component (GO): cytosol; preribosome, small subunit precursor; nucleus
Source: RefSeq, a predicted model, not a curated record